Messenger RNA from Bufo bufo (common toad), 1317 nucleotides. Its product is annotated as paraneoplastic antigen Ma1 homolog. Lineage: Eukaryota; Metazoa; Chordata; Amphibia; Anura; Bufonidae. Bases 1 to 1317 code for a protein of 438 amino acids. The record is from RefSeq and is a predicted model, not a curated record. Gene Ontology annotation, molecular function: nucleic acid binding; zinc ion binding. The transcript has a single exon.
AUGGAUUCAAAGUUAGUCACUGAGUGGUGUCAGACCUGUAGAGUGGACUUAGACAAAGCACUUGCAUUAAUAGUCCCCAGUACUGAAAUGUCCCGCCGUCAGCUUUAUGAUUUGAUGGAAAAGAUUAUCCCAGGAGAACAUUGUUUAAUUAGAGAUAUCAAAGUAAAUAGGGACACAGAAGAGGAGAGGACCAAUGUUCUGUUUGAGUGGGAGACACCAGUGUCAGCGUUAGAUUUCCCUGAGGACUUUGAAUUUGGGAAAGAGGGACUCAAAGCUAGAUUGGUUCGACCAGAGUUUUUGCCUGGAAACAAGUCAGUAGAUGCAAAUGACAUGGUCACCACCUCUGGGUUAGUACAAGCACUGACCGAAGUAAUGAGUAAAUGUGCGACUCUGGGCCAGAAAUCUUUGGCAUCUGAAUACCGCAAGUUAAAGUUCUUCUCAGGGACUCAGCCCACACCAAAUGGGGAGGAGGAGUUUGAACCCUGGCUGGAUCAAGUGCUUCAAGUAAUAGAAGAAUGGAAUGUGUCGGAAGCUGUUAAGAAACAGCGAGUUGCCGAAAGUCUCAAAGGGGCGGCCGCAGAAGUGAUCAGAAAUCUAAGACUGAGCAAAAGGGCCUGCUCUGCUAGAGACUACUUGAACGCUUUACAAGAUGUUUUUGGGCGAACUGAGACAGUGGAGGAGCUUCAAUAUAAGUUCACGCAUACCUAUCAGACGGAGGGGGAGAAAUUGUCCCAGUAUAUUAGGCGGUUGGAUCGAAUUCUUCAUCAACUAAUGCUCAAGAAGGGGAUAAACUCAGACCAAGUAGAUCAGAAAAGAGUUCAGCAGAUAUUUCAGGGUGCAUUGCCUCUAGAUCCCAUCAUGAUAAAAAUGCGGGCACAAACAAACCAGACACCUUUAAUGUAUCAUCAGUUGGUGAAAGCUGUCAGAGAGGAAGAAGCUGUAUUGGAAGAGAGGAGCUCCUCUCAGGUACAAACAGGAGCAAUGGUUCACAGCGCCUCUAGUUCCGAAGCAUCACAGAUACAGUCACAAGUGGCCACAUUAGCAGAUGCAAUAACACAGAUUGUCAAGACAGUAGAGGGGCUACAGAAGACAGUCAAGACACUAGCAGAAGAGAAGCAAACAGAGGCAGCAUCCACAGGUAUGGCAGUCAGAAGAGAAUUGAAUGCAGUCAGAUCAAGAGCAUUUGUUGGAUUCUGUUACCGAUGUGGAGAGACAGGACACAUGAGACGGAGAUGUCCGAAUCCUGAGAAUCUAAGGAGAGUAAAUGAAAUGUUUUUGGCGAACUCGACGCAGGGAAACUUCAGAGGGCCUCAGUGA